AUGAGCGGGACGGUCUAUGCCAGACCAACCAGAAUAGAAGCCUCCAGCAGAGCAGCGGAGGACGGACUGCCUUUUCCUCCAAUAAGCAGCGGGGACUCAGGCGGGAGACUGAGCUCCAGGAGGAGCUCUCACCAAUCAGGACCCGGGGAUCUGAAGCAAGAGAGACCAGAAACAAAAUGGCAAGAAUCCAAGCAGACUGCUCGAACCACCGGAGGCAAAGCCCCCAGGAAGCAACUGGCCACCAAGGCGUCAAGAGCGCCCUGGCCACCGGCGGCGUGAAGAAGCCUUCACCGUUACAGGCCCGGUACCGUGGUCCGAGAGAUCCGUCGCUACCAGAAAUCGACGUUGCCGAUCUGCAAGCUGCCCUUCCAGCGCCUGAAGGUCAGAGAAAUCGCUCAGGACUUCAAGACCGACCUGCGCCUUCCAGAGCUCCGCUGUCAUGGCUCUGCAGAGGCCAGCGAGGCUUACCUGGUCGGCCUGUUUGAGGACACCAACCUGUGCGCCAUCCACGCCAAGAGGGUUACCAUCAUGCCCAAGGAUUAUAAGAAGCUGGCCCGCCGCAUCCGCGGAGAGAGAGCUUAA
Molecule: messenger RNA, 582 nt
Organism: Hippoglossus stenolepis (Pacific halibut)
Lineage: Eukaryota; Metazoa; Chordata; Actinopteri; Pleuronectiformes; Pleuronectidae
Product: histone H3.3A
Cellular component (GO): nucleosome
Molecular function (GO): protein heterodimerization activity; DNA binding; structural constituent of chromatin
Source: RefSeq, a predicted model, not a curated record